GGAUUAUUUUUUAACUCGCACGCACAUUUGAAGUACUACAACACACUACAACCCUUUUGACCUAUCUCUUAACCUACACCAUGCACACAUCUAAUACCGCGAAUCAAAAUUCAUCGCCGGUUUGCCUUAAAUAAGUUGACUUUUGAGGUCGAGUCACUUUGUAUUUCCGCCCGAUGACCAUCUCAUCCAUCAUCCUAACGCUAGUCAUCAAAGUAGUUUGCGUUCAUUACCUUUAAUCGCCAAUCCUCCGGUCCGUCACCGUACUGAUCGCCUCGACCGCGACCAUUUCACUCUACGCGAUUUCACCCUUGGAUCCUCAGAAAUAAAGGAAUUCUGACGCAAUCAUCCAGGACGGGACCAAGAGCAUAGAAAUAAAUAGGAUACCAACUGCCUAGGUCUAGGAUUUAUUCCAGCACGAAUCGCGUAUCCUCGGCCCAUUAGUGAUUGGGCAUAUCCACCGCCAUUCGACCGGGUCAUUUCGACAACUUCGAACCAUCAUUCCCGGCCCUCCUAAGUAACAGGUUGACUGAUCCUGGUGUAUACCAACACCUCUCUUCAUCCUCAACCGAAGUUACCCUUCAACCCGCCUUCCAUCUUUCCAAACGUCGCCAAGAUGCCUUCAUCUCAACGCCCGUUCUUCCUUUCUUCCUUCCUCGCCGCCUUCCGCCAACAAACACCUCCGGCGCUCUCGGCAGCCUCCCAAACGAACAAACAUACCACCCAACCCUCGUCUAGUCCCUCCGCAUCCGGAGCGCGGUCCAUCUCAUCUUCUUCCCAGAGCCAAUCCCCAUCACAACAACCACAGCAGCGGACAGGAGGAGUAAUGAACCAGCUACCCCUACAAUCUCAACAGCAUAGACCCCAUCAAUCUCCGCAACCACAUCGUCCUGGUAUGCCCAUCCCGGGGUCCGGCCGACGGCGAGGCAGUGACAGCAGUAGUGAGGGCUUCCGGGAUGUGUUGGGCGCGGAUAAGUGGUAUAUCGGAGGCCGGACAGCCGGCGGCGACGAACGAUUCUUCAAACUGGGCGUCGUGAAGCGAGUACGGAGCCAAGAUCGCUUGAGCUUAGAUCGGUUAAGUUUGUGAUCGGUCUCAUGAACUUGGCCAUACAAGGUCCGGAUAGAAGAUCAUGUCAGACUGAGACUGAUAGAGAAACCUAAAAAAAGACGACUCAAAACGUUGCCGCCCUUGGACGUGGUGGGAAAACGGCGCAUAAAAUACAGGGGAUACUUUACCGUCAUACCAAGGCCCUCCAAGAAAGGAUGGAAUGGGAUGGGACCUUGGACAUAUACUAUCGGGAUUGGAUGGAUCGCUAUACAUGGCGCGGCGUUAUGGUUUGCUCUUUGGUGAAAGGCGUUCGCGGGUCUUGGGUAUCCGGAUUCGAAGAAGACUUAAAAGAAAUCCAUUCGAUACCGUCGGCUCGCAAAUUGAGCUGGCGAGCCUCAACAUCUCAUCUCAACACACGACAACCCACACAAUAUCGACAUUAACAUAAAACAUCAUUGCAUGACACGCGCGACACGACGAAAAUGAGGAAGACAUUAACUUUACAUUCGCUGCAUAUUAUUUUGGCGAGCCCUUGUACACCCGUAGAGCAGAUUAUCCUAUGGAUCCUACAUAUUUGCAUACAAAACCCUAUUUAAUCUUCCUCGUCAGCUCGAGGUAGAAGUAGCAAGGUCACUAUUUAGAGGAUGAAUAUCAAUACUAAAAGUUGAAGACCAAAAUUGAUUAUACAUGUUUCCACCGUCGUGAUUGUGACUUGCUUUGAAUAUCAC
Messenger RNA from Annulohypoxylon truncatum, 1773 nucleotides. RefSeq lists its product as uncharacterized. The record is from RefSeq and is a predicted model, not a curated record. The coding region runs from base 614 to 1084 and encodes 156 amino acids. The transcript has a single exon. NCBI's taxonomy places the organism in Eukaryota, Fungi, Ascomycota, Sordariomycetes, Xylariales, Hypoxylaceae.